Molecule: messenger RNA, 987 nt
Organism: Sardina pilchardus (European sardine)
Lineage: Eukaryota; Metazoa; Chordata; Actinopteri; Clupeiformes; Clupeidae
Product: troponin I, slow skeletal muscle-like
Exons: 6
Coding region: 49-561 (170 amino acids)
Biological process (GO): skeletal muscle contraction; cardiac muscle contraction
Cellular component (GO): troponin complex
Source: RefSeq, a predicted model, not a curated record
GCCUGUUCCAUACAGAGAAAAUCCAAAAUCUCGGCUUCACGGAAGCUGAUGCUCAAGAGCCUGAUGGUGGCCAGGGCCAAGGAGGAGCUGGAGCAGGAGACAGUGGACAAGGAGGAGGAGAAGCAGCGCUACCUGGAGGAGAAGGCCCCUGCCCUGCAGACCGGCAGCCUGUCCAUGGCACAGCUACAGGACCUGUGCCGGGAGCUCCACGCCAAGGUCGACGUGGUGGACGAGGAGAGAUACGACAUCGAGGCCAAAGUCAUGCACAACACCAGAGAGAUUAAAGACCUGAACAUCAAGGUGCUGGACCUGAGGGGCAAGUUCAAGCGGCCCACCCUGCGACGGGUGCGUGUGUCUGCGGACGCCAUCUUGCGCUCCCUGCUGGGCUCCAAGCACAAGGUGUCCAUGGACCUGCGCGCCAACCUCAAGUCGGUCAAGAAGGAGGACACAGAGAAGGAAAAGACAGUGGAGGUGAGCGACUGGAGGAAGAAUGUGGAAGCCAUGUCAGGUAUGGAGGGCCGUAAGAAGAUGUUCGAUGCCGCCAAAGGACCUGCACAGUGAACAGGACAACAGAGUGGAGGACGAGGGGAAACAAGGACAUUUACAACAAUAUGCCCCCAUGACAAAUGGCAAGGACAUUUUACAUUAUGCCCCCAUGACAAAUGCCCCUGUGCCAUGCCGUGUGUCAGAUCAAACCUGUUGACUCUAAUUACAGUGUACUGAAUUAUGCAGCAGAAUUACAAAUCCACCACUAGCCUCAUUCUAGGACUCUGGGUUACUACCAGAUGUUGUCAAAUAAUUAGUUAACUAUGUAAAAUUCCCACGAUAUAAAAGAUGAUUAUAUUUGUACUUAUGGGACUGGAACCCCAGUUUGUUAUGUUUGUUAAGGAAUAAGGGAUGUUAUCAAAGGAUUUUAUGAUGUUGUUUACUUGUGUAUGAGUAUACCCAAUUUUGAAGUGACAUUCUAAUAAAGUCGUUCCAAAGAUU